ACUCACAGCCCCAAGUAGGUCCAGCGCAGCUACGAGCUGUCUUCCUGCACACAGAGCACGAGCAGAGGAAGUCAAAGACCAUCACACAAGCCGACAUGAAGGUGGAAUUACUCCCAGCCCUCACAGACAACUACAUGUACCUCCUCAUCGAUGAGGAAACGAAGGAGGCUGCAAUAGUGGAUCCUGUGCAGCCCCAGAAGGUUUUGGAUGCUGUCAAAAAGCACGGUGUGAGGCUGACCACUGUCCUGACCACCCAUCACCACUGGGACCAUGCUGGGGGAAAUGAGAAGCUCGUGAAGAUGGAAACAGGGUUGCGUGUGUAUGGGGGGGACAGCAGAGUCGGAGCACUGACCCAGAAAGUGUCUCACCUUACAUCCCUCAAGGUGGGAUCUCUUAAUGUGAAAUGCCUCUGUACGCCGUGUCACACUUCUGGACACAUCUGUUAUUAUGUGACUAAGCCAAAUAGCUCCGAGCCACCUGCAGUUUUUACAGGUGACACGCUGUUUGUGGCUGGAUGUGGGAAAUUCUUCGAGGGAACCCCUGAGGAGAUGUACAGAGCUCUGAUUGAGAUUUUGGGCACCUUGGACCCCAAAACGAGAGUUUACUGCGGUCAUGAAUACACAAUCAACAACCUCAAGUUUGCUCGACACGUUGAACCCAAUAAUGCUGCCAUCCAGGAAAAGCUUGCUUGGGCCAAGGCAAAGUAUGACAGUGGUGAGCCAACCAUCCCCUCCACCAUUGCAGAAGAGUUUACGUACAACCCCUUCAUGCGAGUGAGGGAGAAGACAGUUCAGGAGCAUGCUGGGGAGACCGACCCCAUCCGAACAAUGGGGGCCAUCAGGAAAGAGAAGGAUAACUUCCGAGUCCCGAAGGACUAAGCACUGCCUGGAUCACUUUAAUGUCAGUUUAAGUGUAAUUUAGACUGUUCAGAUGUCUUAGGAGUUGAACCUUCUGUUGUGAUUGAGACAGUCAUAUUUAGGCUUUUAUUUUGUUUUAAUUAAGG
This is a messenger RNA of Nestor notabilis (Kea), 1003 nucleotides long. It is a transcript of the gene HAGH, whose product is annotated as hydroxyacylglutathione hydrolase. Gene Ontology annotation, cellular component: mitochondrion. Gene Ontology annotation, biological process: glutathione metabolic process. The transcript is spliced from 9 exons. The record is from RefSeq and is a predicted model, not a curated record. Bases 96 to 878 code for a protein of 260 amino acids. Gene Ontology annotation, molecular function: hydroxyacylglutathione hydrolase activity. NCBI's taxonomy places the organism in Eukaryota, Metazoa, Chordata, Aves, Psittaciformes, Psittacidae.